Cuscuta epithymum is the source of this 1481-nucleotide messenger RNA. The record is from the annotation of a GenBank genome assembly. NCBI's taxonomy places the organism in Eukaryota, Viridiplantae, Streptophyta, Magnoliopsida, Solanales, Convolvulaceae.
AAUAUCCCCCAACUCAGCCUUAUAAAUAUACCGAUGUACCACUAGCUUUCCAUAAAACGCCUACCAGCUUUGAAGGCGGCGUCCAUAGGGCGAAAUUAAAGGAUAAUAUAAUUUUUAUAACUAGGAUAGUAUAAAGUUUACGCCGUCCGCAGCGAUGGGGCACUACUCUUGUGAUAUGGAUUGGAGCGUGGUGGAGAUAGAUACAGAAGAUGAUCCUGAUCUUCAAAGGUCUAUGGUGAGGAUAUAUCUGAAAGAUGGGUAUGCUUCGUAUGGUAAAACAUGGUGGCUGGACCAUGAAGAACGCGGCAGGGAGAAGGAUGUUCUGUAUAGGUUUGAGAAGUGCGUUGACGUGAGCGGUGAAUGUGCUUGGACUAGUGACUUGGAGAAGAUUCUCCAGGGAGGAUCUGAAGAAGAAGAACUUAUGACUUUAUUUACCGAUAAAGUACUCUCCCCCUUCAAGCACCUUUUCUACGGAGAAGCGCUCAAGUACGUCGCAAGUGUUCUGAUAAGGGGAUGUCGUGAUGGGCUUAUUCCUCUCCUCAAUCACAACCCUAACUCAAAGCUAUACUCGAUUAGCCUGGCUGUAUCUUUACAGCUCUCUGUAACUUUGGGAGUAGAGGUCUAUACCUUGUUUAAAAAGUAUUAUUUUGAGAGUAUAGGCCUCGAGCAACCGCCGCCUGGUCUCCCUGAUUACGAUCAGUCAACUCCAAUGCCUCUGCCGAGGAUAGUGCGGGAUGGCUACGGUUUCUUCCAGCUUGGCGGUCGUGCAAAAUUAGAUGAAGAAGAAAAAACAUGUGCGAUUUGUUUUGGCAAGUACGAACCGCAGUGCCUCGUGAUUCGCCUUCAAUGUCUGAAUGAGCUUCUCCCCGAAGAGGAGCAUAGUCACGAGGCCGACACCGCAGCAGCAAUGUUGCUGCCAUGCCAGCACAUAUUCCAUACAAAUUGCAUCACCCGCUGGUUUCAGGUUUCAGUUGAUGAUCACACACCCCACCAUGAGCAUCUAUCCAGUAACAAUACUUGCCCUCUAUGUAGGUUUCGGAUCCCCACCCACUAUUACGUGGUUUCUCUUGUACAAUGCUUUCCUCAAUGAUCAUGGAGCAAUUCUAGGGUACUUAAAUGUUGAAUGAACCAGGCCCGGACACCAAUCCCAUUUGUUUAUUAGUAUAUAUUCCAAGCCCGGCCAUUUUUAGUGUGCUGAGUUAAUUAGAAUUUCGCCGGGGCAAGUCAUUUUUCAGAUUUACAUGUAAUUCAUUUACACGUUAGUUAUUUUGAUCACAGUGGUCAGUUUUUUUCCAUGCACUUGUUAGUUCCGUCAACAAUAUUAAUUAAGGGAACCAACAUAUAUAUGGUGUUGUGAGCAUAGUAUAUCCAAUUUUUGUUGUGAAAUUGGAUUACAAAGAAUGUUUUUGCCCAGUCUUAAUUUCUACACCAAGUCACUUUAUAGACAUAGUUGCUACAAAUUGUUUACUCUAACUUCUUCC